UUUUUUUUAUCCUUUCGUUUUUUCCUAUGGUUUUCCAUUGCCGCGCUGCAGCUGCCGCUGCCUCGCUCGGCCUCGCCGUGCUCCUCGUUGCGUGCCUCGCGCCUGACGCAGCCACUGCUCUCGGCCGCACGCCUGCCUCGCUCAUCCAACGCCGAUCCGCUUCCGCGCUGGGCAACGACAGCCAGUCCGUCUUCAACCAGCUGAUCGAUCACUUCAAUCCGCAGCACCGCGAGACGUUCAAGCAGCGCUACUUUGAAAACACGGACAACUUUGAUCCCGUCAACGGACCCAUUUUCCUGUACAUUUGCGGCGAGGCCACCUGCGGAGGCAUUCCCAACGACUACAUUCGCGUCUUGUCCAAGCAGUUCAAUGCCGCUAUUGUGACGCUGGAGCACCGUUACUAUGGCGAGUCGUCGCCGUUCGCGCAGCUCACCACGCCGAAUCUGCAGUACUUGACCUCGCGUCAGGCCAUCAACGAUCUGGCUGCCUUCCGUGACUUUUACCAGCACAAUGUGGUGGACGUCCGCUACGCUCAGCAGCGCGCUGGACGCGGCGACAAUCUCUGGUUUACCUACGGCGUGUCGUACUCUGGCGCGCUCUCUGCCUGGUUCCGCCUCAAGUUCCCGCACCUCACUGCUGGCAGCCUGGCCAGCUCGGGCGUCGUCGACGUCGUCCUGUCCUUCCCCGAGUUUGAUGAGCAGGUGACUCGCUCGGUGGGCUCCGAUUGCGCGAAUGCCCUGCACGCGGCCAUGUCGGGCGUCGAAGCCCUGCUUGCUGCCAAUCCCGUCGCGACCAAGGUCUUGUUCAAGGCGACGUCGCUUUCCAGCAACCUCGACUUUUUGUCCAUGCUUGCCGAUUCGACCGCCCUGUCCGUCCAGUACGGCCACAAGGAUUCCAUGUGCCCGCCGCUUGUCCAGGCGUUCCAAGCUGGCCAGAACAUGACCCUGGCGUUUGCGCAGUACGUGACCACCUCGUUCUACACCAUCUUUGAGGUGGAUCCCUUCUCAUACAGCCAAGAGUACCUCAAGCAAGUGCAAGCGGGUCCCGAUUCUGGCGCGCGUCAGUGGACGUACCAGACGUGCGCCGAAAUGGGCUACUUCCAGGUCGCCCCCGCCGGCUUUAGCAUUCGUUCGCGCCAGCUGACCAUCGACUACUAUCAGUCCUUGUGCCAGAACGUGUUUGGCGUCUGGCCCCCGGUCAUCAACGCCACCAACGAAUAUUAUGGCGCGCGCAACAUUGCCUCGACGCAAACCUUCUUCACCAACGGCGCCCAAGAUCCUUGGCAAAACGUGACACUCCAGGUUUCCAACAACCCCUUGCGACCCACUGCAACUGCUGUCUGCGACAACUGCGGCCACGGCGUGGACAUGCGCGGGUGCCCUCAGUCUCCGGCUCAAACCAAUGGCGACACGUCUCUGUGCAAGCCCGACGGCUCCAAUGUCAAAGCGAUUCAGGCCAGCAUUGUUCAAUAUCUGCAGGCCUGGCUCAAGCCCCAGUUGUGAAUCUUGAGGUAGCCUAUUCUUUGGUGUGAUCAUUGCUCAAUAAAAGCACAUUGG
Molecule: messenger RNA, 1556 nt
Organism: Capsaspora owczarzaki ATCC 30864
Lineage: Eukaryota; Filasterea; Ministeriida; Capsasporidae
Product: serine carboxypeptidase S28
Exons: 3
Coding region: 27-1502 (491 amino acids)
Biological process (GO): proteolysis
Molecular function (GO): dipeptidyl-peptidase activity; serine-type exopeptidase activity
Source: RefSeq, a predicted model, not a curated record